AUGUCGAAGCAAUCAACUGAGACUAAGGCGUCUAUCGGGUCGUCUGCAAGCUCAUCAUCAACACUGCACAAUUGGAAACCUGCCUCUCUAUCUUCACGACCUCGCUCUUAUUCCCGACCUCCUCCUAUAGCAGUGCACCCAUGCACAUCGCCUCGAGACAUGCCACCCUUCCAGCCAUCCAAUCCACCCUCCAACAAGACGCUAGGACACUCUGGGCUACCCAAAACUUUGAUUGAACCUCUUGAUUCACCGGCAUUCUUGAAGGGAGACCUUAACUUCUCCACUUUCCGAGAGAGAGCUGCACUGGCUAUCGCUGAAUGGGGACCUUCCCCCACGGGCUCACAUUUCCCAGCAAGUGAUCUUCGUGCUCUCACCCCUCGGCGCAAUCAAUUCAAUCUUGGAACAAGCCUGGCCCCCUCGACAAACCAUGGCCUCAAGGCUCCCAGUCCCGGGCAUCAUUCCCCGGGACAAUGCCAUCUCCCUUCUCCCCCGCCCACACCUCUUACCCCUGGUCCCUACUCUCGCCCCCAACAUCGCGAGCAAAGCUCGGCCACCCGCCGCUCGUCGCUCAAGUUCGGCAAGCGUCCAAGGCCAUGUCCACUUCAGCUCAAGCAAACCAAGCUGCCCGAAAAAUCGGAAAAUUCAUACCACGAUGACAUGGAAAAUUUCCGUAACGUCCGUUUCGCCGACGGCUCUCCCCUUCGAGGCUCUACUUGGCACAUAACACAAUACCCCGCCAGACUUGCUUCACCGCCGAUUUCUGCAGCAAAUCUUAGUCUGGCAGACCUAGUCGAGCUGGAGGCCAUAAAACAAUCCCUUGGCACCUGGUGUGGCGAGAUGAUGGGGUCGCCGAUGCGUGGCUCGUUCAGUCAGUCCUCGACAUGCUCUCUAUCCGAGUCAGACGGCCAGAAGAGCUGGGCACCCAUACACACGCCACUGCCCAUCUCUGAAAGCCCAACCUCUUCGCCCAUUUCCUGUCCCGAGGAACUUGAUGACCUGUGGGGCGAAGUCGGGUGGCCCCACUCACCGGACUACGAUUCAGACUGCGACAGCGAGAUCUUUGAGGGUAUGCAUUGA
Messenger RNA from Puccinia triticina, 1077 nucleotides. RefSeq lists its product as uncharacterized. The coding region runs from base 1 to 1077 and encodes 358 amino acids. The record is from RefSeq and is a predicted model, not a curated record. Lineage: Eukaryota; Fungi; Basidiomycota; Pucciniomycetes; Pucciniales; Pucciniaceae. The transcript has 4 exons.